This is a messenger RNA of Castor canadensis (American beaver), 2076 nucleotides long. The record is from RefSeq and is a predicted model, not a curated record. Lineage: Eukaryota; Metazoa; Chordata; Mammalia; Rodentia; Castoridae.
AUGGCAGACUCUGGGGAGUUUGCCCGUUGGAAGGUGAGGAACACAGCCAUUGAGAGGAGAGAUCUGGUCCGUCAUCCACUGCCCCUCAUGCCGGAGUUUCAAAGGAGCAUCCGUCUGCUUGGCAGGAGACCCACCACUCAGCAGUUCAUCGAUACCAUCAUCAAAAAGUACGGCACCCACCUCCUCAUCUCUGCUACAUUGGGAGGAGAGGAGGCUUUGACUAUGUAUAUGGACAAAAGUCGCCUUGACAGGAAGUCAGGGAAUGCCACACAAAGUGUUGAAGCGUUGCACCAGCUUGCAUCAUCCUACUUCGUUGACCGUGAUGGCACCAUGAGGAGGCUACAUGAGAUCCAAAUAUCAACUGGAGCAAUCAAGGUCACAGAGACACGCACUGGGCCCCUGGGCUGUAACAGCUAUGACAAUCUGGACUCUGUGAGUUCUGUCCUUCUUCAAAGCACGGAGAGCAAACUGCACCUUCAAGGUCUUCAGAUAAUCUUCCCUCAGUAUCUGCAAGAGAAGUUUGUCCAGUCGGCCCUGAGCUACAUCAUGUGCAAUGGUGAGGGGGAGUACGUGUGCCAAAGCAGCCAGUGCCGGUGCCAGUGUGCAGAGGAGUUCCCUCACUGCAACUGUCCCAUCACGGACAUCCAGAUCAUCGAGUUCACGCUGGCCAACAUGGCCAAGGCUUCAGAAGCUUAUAAGGACCUGGAGAAUUCAGAUGAGUUUAAAUCAUUUAUGAAGCGCCUUCCCAGCAACCACUUCCUGACUAUCGGUAGCAUCCACCAGCACUGGGGCAAUGACUGGGAUCUGCAGAACCGCUACAAGCUCCUGCAGAGUGCCACUGAGGCACAGAGGCAAAAGAUUCAACGCACUGCCCGCAAGCUCUUUGGCCUCAGCGUGCGUUGCCACCACAACCCCAAUCACCAGCUGCCUAGAGAGAGGACAAUUCAGCAGUGGCUUGCAAGGGUACAGUCGCUUCUAUACUGCAAUGAGAAUGGGUUUUGGGGAACCUUCCUGGAGAGCCAGAGGAGUUGUGUGUGCCAUGGUAGCACCACACUGUGCCAGCGCCCCAUCCCCUGCAUCAUAGGAGGAAACAACAGCUGCGCCAUGUGUAGCCUGGCCAACAUCUCGCUCUGUGGCUCCUGCAACAAGGGCUAUAAGCUGUACCGAGGCCGCUGUGAACCACAGAACGUGGACUCUGAGCGGAGUGAGCAGUUCAUCAGCUUUGAGACCGACCUGGACUUCCAGGACCUGGAACUGAAGUACCUGUUGCAGAAGAUGGACUCACGCCUUUAUGUCCACACUACCUUCAUCAGCAAUGAGAUCCGCCUUGACACCUUCUUUGACCCUCGGUGGCGCAAGCGCAUGUCCCUUACUCUCAAGAGCAACAAGAACCGCAUGGACUUCAUCCACAUGGUCAUAGGUAUGUCCAUGCGCAUCUGUCAAAUGCGCAAUAGCAGCCUGGACCCCAUGUUCUUUGUUUAUGUCAAUCCCUUCAGUGGCAGCCAUUCAGAGGGCUGGAACAUGCCCUUUGGGGAGUUUGGCUACCCACGUUGGGAGAAGAUCCCUCAAAACAGCCAAUGUUAUAACUGGACUCUCUUGCUGGGCAAUCGGUGGAAAACAUUUUUUGAGACAGUUCACAUCUACCUACGUAGUCGGACUCGGCUACCCACCCUACUGCGUAAUGAGACUGGCCAGGGCCCCGUGGACCUGUCUGAUCCCUCUAAGAGGCAGUUCUAUAUCAAGAUUUCAGAUGUGCAGGUGUUCGGGUACAGCCUGAGGUUCAAUGCUGACCUCCUUCGCAGUGCUGUGCAGCAGGUAAACCAGUCCUACACCCAAGGUGGCCAAUUCUAUUCUUCCUCAUCCGUGAUGCUCCUCUUGUUGGAUAUUCGGGACCGAAUUAAUCGCCUGGCUCCUCCUGUAGCCCCGGGGAAACCCCAGCUGGACUUGUUCUCCUGUAUGCUGAAACACCGCCUGAAACUGACCAACAGUGAGAUCAUAAGAGUGAACCACGCCUUGGAUCUCUACAACACCGAGAUCCUCAAACAGUCGGACCAGAUGACCGCCAAACUCUGUUAA